GCAGCAGUGGCGCUCGAAGCGGCAGUGGCAGAGCUCCUGAGAACCGUCCUCCUGUCGCUGCUCCGUCGGGACAACGCGCUCUCAGCCUAGUCAAGAGCUCUGAGGGCUUCCCUCCAGGACCAUGCGCGGCUCCGAGCUCUCGCUCUUGCUGUUGGCUCUGGUCCUCUGCCAGGCGCCCCGGGGGCCAGCUGCCCCGGUGUCGACAGGCGCAGGUGGAGGCGCGGUCCUGGCCAAGAUGUAUCCGCGCGGCAGUCACUGGGCUGUGGGACACUUAAUGGGGAAAAAGAGUACAGAUGAAUCUCCGUCCCUGUAUGCGGCUGAGAGAGAUGGCCUGAAGGAGCAGCUGAGGGGAUACAUCCGCUGGGAAGAAACUGGCAGAAAUUUGCUGGACCUCCUAGAAGCCGCUGGGAACCGAAGCCACCAGCCACCUCAGCAUCUGCCUCUCAGUCUCCAGCCUACUUGGGAUCCCGAGGACAGCAGCUACUUUAACGAUGUUCAAAACGCUAAGUUGGUAGACUCUCUGCUCCAGGUUCUCAAGGGGAAGGAAAGAACUGCCAGCUGAAGGGACAACGACAAGGGCGGCUUCCAAGGAGCAAAACAAAACCCUUCAGAGACUGCCUUCUGCAAACGCUGACUCUACUGGACCAUCGACAAGAUUUCCUUUGUGCAAUUUACUUAACUAUUCUCCUUAUCUUUCACCCGCAACUAAACUCGCAAACUUUCGAGCAGCGACUUCUGGUUUGAACUCGUUUCUGUGAACCAUGCACUACUCGGAAAGAGCUUUCCAAUGAACGCUUUUUCCAGCUAGGUUUUUUGUUGAUUGGAUUCAGGGCUCCAAUCUGCUACCAUUCACAAUAAAAAGCUUCCGUGAUCACGCUGUCCAAAGGG
Messenger RNA from Mus pahari (shrew mouse), 888 nucleotides. It is a transcript of the gene Grp, whose product is annotated as gastrin releasing peptide. The transcript is spliced from 3 exons. The coding region runs from base 122 to 562 and encodes 146 amino acids. The record is from RefSeq and is a predicted model, not a curated record. Gene Ontology annotation, biological process: neuropeptide signaling pathway. NCBI's taxonomy places the organism in Eukaryota, Metazoa, Chordata, Mammalia, Rodentia, Muridae. Gene Ontology annotation, molecular function: neuropeptide hormone activity.